Molecule: messenger RNA, 861 nt
Organism: Knipowitschia caucasica
Lineage: Eukaryota; Metazoa; Chordata; Actinopteri; Gobiiformes; Gobiidae
Source: the annotation of a GenBank genome assembly
AUGGACUCGACUCCGGCUCCUGCCUCCACGACCUCCGCAGCCCCUGGUCCUGGCUCCCGUUUCCAGGGAGACGGUGUCCGCUACAAGGCCAAGCUGAUCGGCAUUGAUCAUGUGACCAGCGGCGACGCCGGAAAGUCCUGCGUUGACUCCAUGAUGAAACUCAAGGGUUUCGAGGCGGCCUUUCGUAAACAGGGCCGACACAAGCAGCGCGUGUGGCUGAAAAUCUUCUCCGGAGGACUCAGGAUCCUGGACGAGAAGACGGCGGCUGAGAUGUACGUCCACGAGCAGCACGACAUCAGUGCAUUGACCCGCGACGACUCGGACCCCAGAGCGCUGGCCUACGUCCACAAACACACAGACAACUUCUACCUGUUCUACCUGCGCAUGGCUAACCUGGCUGAACCGGUUCUGAACGACAUCAGGGAGGUGUGCAGAGACCAGCAGCAGAACCAGGGUUCAGUCCCGGACCCCCCCACUGAGGCCCCGCAGAUCUCUGCCUUGUUGGUCGUGGACGAGGCCUCCACACGAACACAUGAGGAGCCAGCUCUGGAGAACGUCUUCAGCCCUCGACCUGAUGGAAAACCGGCCUCCUCUGAGUUGAUGGAAGUCUUCGCGGUUCCUCUCGGAGAUCCCAUCGAGCCGAGUGUGUGUCCCUCCGCUGUGGCCCUCUCUGAACCAGAUCCGGAGCCGCCCAGACCCGCCCUGUCCAACUCUCAGAUUCUGUCCAUGUUCACUCCACCCGCCCUGUACCCGCCCCCGGCUGGGCUCCGCCGGGCAUGGUGGCUCCUCAGUGGGCGGGUCCUGUGGCUCCGUGGCCCAAUCAGACGGCAGCCUGGCCCUCAGCUCCGCCCACUCCUGUGA